AUGUCCACUCCACCUGCCGCCGUCAACAAGGAUCAGUACGCCCAGACUGAGGCCAUGAAUCAAGCUCAGCCAAGCAUUUCUGGCGGCUCGGCGUUGGAAUCGCAGACCGCAGAUGAGAAGCCGAAACGCACCUUCUUGGGAAUGAGAGGAGGCGGACUGAUUCUCGAUCUCUGCGCCUGCUUCAUCUGUUGCGAGUGCAUGGAAGGUUGCUGUCACGCGGUGGAUGAUUGCUGUUGCUGCUAG
Messenger RNA from Ramularia collo-cygni, 243 nucleotides. RefSeq lists its product as uncharacterized. Lineage: Eukaryota; Fungi; Ascomycota; Dothideomycetes; Mycosphaerellales; Mycosphaerellaceae. The transcript has 3 exons. Bases 1 to 243 code for a protein of 80 amino acids. The record is from RefSeq and is a predicted model, not a curated record.